Cotesia congregata is the source of this 11289-nucleotide messenger RNA. The record is from the annotation of a GenBank genome assembly. Lineage: Eukaryota; Metazoa; Arthropoda; Insecta; Hymenoptera; Braconidae.
AUGAUUUUACAAUUAUUCAGCGCGUUGAUAAUAGCAGUGAGUGUUAUAAAUACACAGGCCCAAUGCGUUCAAUCCGAUGAGCCCGCUCUCAAAGCUGUCUCUGAUGGCGCAAAUCGAUUUGCCAAUAAUUUUUUCAAGGUUUUGGCAAAAAGUGAACCAGGAAAUAUCAUUUGUUCGCCGGUUGGUGUCAACGUCGUCUUGUCAAUGGCUACUUUUGGAGCUCGUGGUUCUACAGAGAAGCAAAUGGAGUCGGCAUUAAGCUUGCCCUGUGAUAAAAGUAUCACUAAAAGCGGAUUUCAAGAACUUAUUGAUUCAUUGAAUAAUGUCAAAGGAGCUGAAUUAAGGCUAGCUAACAAAAUAUUCACGACAAACAAAUACGAACUGCAGCCGGAAUUUGAAGAAAUUAUGAUAAAACACUUUAAAUCAAAAACUCAACCUGUGGAUUUUGAUAAACCUGAAGAUGCUGCGAAGAUAAUUAACAAUUGGUCUGCGAAUAAAACAAACAAUCGUAUUACCGAAAUUUUUAAGGCUGACGAUCUUCGAGAUGUGGCAGUGGUAUUAGUUAACGCAGUUUACUUCAAAGGCAAGUGGGCGAAUAAAUUCAAUCCUGAGUUAACAAAAUUCGCGCCUUUUUACAUUGACGAGAGAAAUUGGAAGAAUGUGUCAAUGAUGCAGAGACAUGGAAGCUUCUAUUGGGGUAGAAUACGCGAACUUAACGCUCAAUUUAUUGAGCUUCCUUACGAGAGCGAAAAUUCUGAAGAAGCAUUAAGUAUGUUCAUAAUUCUUCCCGAUGAAAUCAACGGGCUAUCAAAGCUUGAAGACAAUAUGGAAAAGAUAAAUUUCGCUCAAUUAUCUGGUCAUACAAGCUAUGUCAGCCUCUCCAUGCCAAAAUUCAAAAUCAAAAGCUUAUUUGACUUGAAAUUAACUUUGCAAGAGAUGGGUAUGACCGAGAUCUUCGAAAACACCGCCGAUUUGCCAGGUAUGCUUAAAGGCCCUCUCGUCAAAGUGAAUAAGAUUGUUCAAAAAUCUUACAUCGAAGUAAACGAAGAAGGAAGUGAAGCAGCUGCGAUUACGGGAAUUCUUAUGAACGAAUCUGGACGACCGGGACCACCACAACACCCGGAGAUUUUUGAAAUAAACAGAUCUUUUAUUUAUACAAUUAUCCACCGAAGUAGCAACACAGUUCUAUUUCAAGGGCACAUAAGCAGCGCCGGAUUUGUCACUUUGUCAUUACCACCGCAAAUCAAUGUUAAUAGGCCAUUUUUGUAUGUGAUUGUGAAGAAAAAUUCUCAAACCAAACUUUUCAGUGGUCGUGAAUUGAGGUGGGAAUUAGAAAACUUAGUCUACAACCACGUUGGAAAAUUAUUAAAUUUGAUAGGCCUUUUGUUUAUGCAAUUGUCUGUAGAAGCAGCAAAACAGUGCUUUUUCAAGGACAUUGGCGUGAUAGCGGCUUUAAUUAUUGCUUAUGCUCUGGCAGACUGUACUCAAGCAAAUGAACCGAGCUUCAAAGCUAUUUCCGAUGCUUCUGAUAAAUUUAUGCACAAAUUUUAUAAGAUUCUAGGUGAUGAAAAAAAAGGUAACCUCAUAUGUUCGCCAAUAAGCGUAGAUAUUGUAUUGUCUAUGGCCCAUUUUGGUGCAAGAGGAAACACUGAAAAACAGAUUGAAUCAUCACUGAAUUUACCUUGCGACAAAUCUGUUACUAAACAAGGAUAUCAGCAGCUUAUCAAAAGUCUUAAUAACACACAAGGAGUGGAACUGAAAUUAGCCAACAAAAUUUUCAUUGACAAAGGAGCUUCACUGCAAUCUGAUUUUAGUGAAAUAACAAAAACGUACUUUGAAUCCGAAACUCAGAGCGUUGAUUUUUCGAAUGCUAAUAAAGCUGCCAAAACUAUUAACGAUUGGUCUGCAGAGAAAACAAACAACCGUAUAACUGAAUUAUUCAAGCCCGAUGAUAUUGAAGGCACGGUAAUGGUAUUGGUUAAUGCAGUUUAUUUCAAAGGGAAGUGGGCUAAAAAAUUUAAUCCAGAAUAUACUAGGCUUUCACCUUUUAAAGUUGACGAUAAAACCACAAAAGACGUACCCAUGAUGUACAAAAUGGGAAAAUUCAAUUAUGGCUAUAUCGCUCACCUCAAAGCUCAGUACGUCGAACUUCCAUAUGAGAAUAACGACAAAAAUGAGGCUGUCAGCAUGUUUGUUAUUCUUCCUGACGAAACUAGUGGAGGAAUUCAAGAAGUUCAGAAUAAUCUUCACCUAGUAAAUUGGACACAACUUGAAGGAAUCGAGGAAGAGGUUGCAUUGCACUUGCCUAAAUUCAAAAUUGAAAGCAAACUUGACUUGAAACCCACUCUACAAAAUAUGGGUAUCACCGAUAUUUUCGACGGAACAGCUGAUCUGAGUGGUAUUAUUGAGAAUAAUAAGUUAAGGGUCAGCAAAAUCAUUCAGAAAGCUGUUAUUGAAGUCAAUGAAGAGGGUUCUGAAGCUGCCGCAGCAACAGGAAUGGAAUUCGUGUUUAUGUCUAUGCCACCGGAAAUAAUUGUCAAUAGACCAUUUUUGUGUGCAAUUGUAAAGAAAAGUAUGGGAAAUCAUGUAACUACAUUGUUUGUGGCUCGUGCCGUAUCAAUUGGAACAGAAAGUAACCUAAUAUGUUCUCCAAUCGGCGUCGAUAUUGUAUUGUCUAUGACCAGUUUUGGGGCACGAGGAAAUACUUUAAAGCAGAUAAAAUCGUCUUUAAAUUUAUCCGAUAAUGAGAAUAUCACGAAAUUAGGAUUAGUGCUUUUUAAAUCCGAAACACACAACAUUAAUUUCACGAAUGCUGAUGUAGCUGCCAAAACUAUUAACGAUUGGUCCGCAGAGAAAACAAACAACCGUAUAACUGAAUUAUUCACACCUGGUGAAAUUGAGGGCGCUUUAUUGGUAUUGGUUAACGCACUCUAUUUCAAAGGGAAAUGGGCUCACGAAUUCAAUCCAGAAAGAACUCAAUUGUUGCCCUUUUAUAUUGACGACAAAACCACAAAAGAAGUCCCCAUGAUGCGCAGAUAUGGUGCUUACAAUUAUGGUUAUCUACCUGAUUCAUUAGGAGGAGCUCGUUAUAUUGAACUUCCAUACGAGAUUAGUACCAACAAAAACGAGGCAAUCAGCAUGUACAUUUUCCAUCCCGACCAAAUUAGUGGACUUCGUGACCUUGAGAAUAAUAUUCACAAAUUGAAUUACGCUGAACUUGAUGAGUAUGAAGACAAUAUUAAUUUGUCUUUACCUAAAUUCAAAAUCAAAAGCAAAAUAGAUCUGGAACCUACUAUAAUAAAUAUGGGUAUGAACGAAAUUUUUGAAAAUAAGGCUGAUCUUAGUGGUAUGAUUACCGCCAAUACCGACUUGAAGGUUAACAAGUUUAUUCAAAAAGCAUUUAUCGAAGUAAACGAAGAAGGUUCUGAAGCCGCUGCUGUUACAGGAUAUGGAGCUGUAACUUUGUCUGUAAUAGAAGAAUGUAAAGUCAAUAGUCCAUUUAUGUAUGUAAUUGUCAAGAAAAGCACUAGAACACCUUUGUUUAUUGGUCAAUUGAUGUUAAUCGCCACAAUAGUGGUUUUAACUAUCCCCAAUUCCUAUUCAAAAUGUAUUGUAUCAAAAUCUAUAAAAUAUCCUCAGCGAUUUGUUUCCACAAUGAUUGAUAGAUUUCUCGGUGAUAUUUAUGAAAUUCUAGCGAAACAUGAAGAAGGUAAUCUGAUUUUUUCGCCACUUAGUUUGCACGCCAUACUGACCAUGGUAAAUUUGGGCGCAAGUGGGAAGACUUCUCGGCAACUGAGUUCAUCUUUGCGGAUGUCUUGUGAUAAGAAUAAUGCAGCAGAAGGAUACCGAGAACUUAUUUAUCUUCUACUCAACGUCGAAGGGGUCAAGCUUAAAUUCGCCAAUAAAAUUUUCGUAUCACAAACGUCGGUACUAAAGAACAGCUUUGGGGAUAAAAUGACGUGGUUUUUUAAAUCAGAUACAUCCUUAAUUGAUUCAACAAGACCAGAAAAAGCUGCUGAAGAUAUUAAUCGUUGGUAUGCGAAGGAAACUGAAAAUCAUAUAAAGAAUUUAUACGAGCCCAGUGAUAUUGAAAACGCAAAAAUGUUGUUAGCUAAUGCCAUUUACUUCAAAGGCAGUUGGACUAAUAAGUUCGACACUCGGUAUACGCAACCAUAUCCUUUUUAUGUUAAUGGUCGUAAAGAAUCAUCAAAAAAUGUACCGAUGAUGUAUAUAGACGCUGAAUUCCAAUGGGGCUACAUUCUUGGUUUAAAGUCUGGUUUUAUUGAGCUUCCAUAUGGCAAUCAAACAAAUCCGGCGAUCAAGAUGACGAUCAUCCUUCCAAACCUGGGAGUCGACAUUAGAGAUGUUGAGAGAAAUAUUAGCAAAUUACCUACGAUUAAGUAUAGCGGAUCUACAAGCAAGGUUGCUUUGCGUUUGCCAAAGUUCAAAAUCGAGAGCGAAUUUGAUCUAAAACCGAUUCUAAAAGAAAUAGGGAUUAAUGAUAUGUUUGAGAACACGGCUAAUUUCCAAAAUAUGACCGAGAAUUCUGGGAUGAAAGUUAAUAAAAUCGUUCAGAAAGUUGUCAUUGAAGUCAACGAAGAGGGUAGUGAAGCCGCUGUUGCUUCAGGAAUGACAAUGGAAUCAAGAGAAGCAAGUCCAGUUUUCAUUGUAAACAGACCAUUCCUGGUAGUUAUUUCUAUGGAAAGAUUGAAAUGGAUAUUGUUUGUUGGUCGUGUUAUGGACCCCACUGCAUGUAUUAUACUGCUCAGCCCAAGAAAUAAAACGAGUUCCAAUCUCAAAAGUUUACCCCCUACCGUAGUCGCUCAUGACCUUAAGACAAUUCAGCGAAAGUAUCCUACUUACAAACGUGUUUUCUUCGGAGCCAUGUUAUUGGCUUUGAGUAUACCGAGCUCUUUGCCAGCAGCGGUUGAAUCGAACCAAUCUAACCAGGUCGACCAACUUGCUACUCAAAGAGUUGUUUACAUGAUGAACCUUGUCUCGAAUGCUAUGUACAACGCCGCUACUGCUGAGAAUCAUUCAAAUAACGUGAUAUUAGCUUCAUUAAACCUUCUACUUCCGCUAGCUGAGUUGUUUUAUUCCACGAAUGCUGAUUUUAAGAAUAACAUUAAUGCAUCUUACCAAUUCACAUUUGACAUUGACCUAAGCAAACAAUUUAUUCAUAAAAUUAUCCUUAAUUUAUACUACGCUCAGAGUGACAAAGUAAGAUUCUUCAAUAACUUGUACUACCAACAAGGCCUGACCCUGAAGCAAAACUUCCUAGAUAUUGCAAAAGAUGACUUCAAGUCGAUAGAACCUCAAUCGGUCGACUUUAACGCUUUACAGUUUAACGCUGGACUAGUUCAACAAUACAUUGGUUACUCAGACCUCGAAUUCGAAAAUAAAUUCAAUCUAUUGCCCGAACUCGGAGUUUUCAAGAACAAAGACAACUUUGAGGAAUCCGCUCAAUUUUUGAUUCUAAAUGAGACAUUGAAACACGGAUCUCUCAAUAACUCCAAAGCUUCAUGGGUGGAAAUACCACUAAAGAACAAAGCUUUCAGCUUAUACUUUGUUGCUUUUGGAGAUCAAGACAAUUUUGAAUCAUUCGAGAAAAAUAUAGGACGAUUUGAUCCUUUGAACCAUCCUUACAAUGAUAGUCCACUAUCUGUCAAACUUCCUGUUUUCAACAUAAAUAGUUCCCUGGAUAUGACAGAAAUUAUAAAAGAGGCCAAACUUGGCGAAGUUUAUAACAACGUUGGUGGUGUUUUUGUAAACUCUACAUUGACUACUGAUAAAAUAUUCGAAAUAGCCUCAGCUAAGCUAUCUGAUAUAAGUCUCCAACUAUCUACUGUGUCAACAGUAAUAAAUGGAAUGGUAGCACAUGAAUCAAACCCAUCCCAAAACCAAGUGGACCGAUCCCAAUUUUUAAACUCAACAUCAUUUAAAUCAUCAGCUGAUGACACACAAACUGAAAUAGUUUUUGACAAGCCAUUCAUCAUACUUUUGUUCGAUGCAAAAACUAGAGUUCAAGCUUUAUAUGCUAGUGUCAAUAAUAUGAACGAACUAACAUGGCUUGGAGCUAUUUUAGUAGUUUCAAAUUUUGCUACUAUAAUCGCAGAUGGCCCGGAAAAUAAGGAUUCUCUAAUGACAGUUUCCAAUGGAAUGAACCAAUUUGCUACCGAAUUUUAUCAGAAAUCAUCGGAGAACAAUCCGAAUAAUCUAAUCUGUUCACCAAUAAGUGCCGGUGUAGUUCUGGCAAUGGCAACUUACGGCGCUCGAGAGAAUACGGAAAAACAAAUGCGAGCAAGUUUACGUAUGCCUGAAGAUAACGCCGUUGGUAAAAACGGAUUCCAAUCGUUGCUUGACAGUCUACAUGGUAUCAAUAGCGUGGAGCUCAAAUUGGCUCAAAAAAUUUUUACCGCAAUUGGUUUUGAUGUAAAACAAGAGUUCAAAGACAUAACUGAAAAAAACUUUUACUCAGCUGCAGAGAGUUUGGAUUUUGAUAACAAAGCAGAAGACGCUAGCCGAACAAUCAAUAAUUGGUGCUCACAACAAACAAAUGAUCAUAUUAAGAACCUUCUUGGUGAAGAUGAUGUUCAAGGAGCUUCAAUAGUUUUGGUAAAUGCCGUUUAUUUCAAAGGCGGUUGGGAAGAAGAAUUUGAAAAAUACCUUACAGAACCAAUACCGUUCCAUGUAGAUGAAAAAACUACUAAAGAUGCUGACAUGAUGUUUGUACGAAAGAACUAUAAUUACGGAACACUUCCUGAUCUCGAUGCUAUUUUUGUUGAACUUCCUUACAAGAAAACUAGCGAUAAUGACGCAACCAGUAUGUUCAUAAUUCUGCCGAACCAAAUUACUGGUCUAAAGAAAGCUGAAGAGUCAUUGAACAAAGUUAACUUCAAAGAGCUUCAUGACAAUCAACAUUCAACCCCUUUGCAGUUAUCACUACCUAAAUUCAAAGUAGAAAGCACGCUUCAACUACAACCGAUACUCGAGAAAAUGGGAAUGACCGACAUGUUUAAAAAUUCGGCUGAUUUUGGAGGAAUAACAGAAGCUCCACCACUGACAAUCAGUAAAGUUGUUCAGAAAGCUUUCAUUGAAGUUAAUGAAGAGGGAAGCGAGGCAGCUGCAGCUACUGACCGUUUAUUUUUGCAAUUGUCCAUCCUGCAACAAAUACCAUUCUGUUCCAAGGACACAUUACUGACCCAACAUAUUACUUGGUUUGUUGGAGCCAUUCUGGUAGCUCACAAUUUUGGAAAUAUUUUGACAGCUUCAGUUCCUGAAACCCAAGAAGCUUCGAGCAAUUUAUUCCAAGGAAUAAAACAAUUUUCUCAAGAUUUCUAUCAAAAAGCAAAUGAUGGAUCAGAUAAUCUUAUAUGCUCACCAAUGAGCGCGAACACGAUUUUAGCAAUGGCUGCGUACGGAGCUCGAGGAAAUACGGGUAAGCAAAUGCGAGCAAGUUUACACCUACCCGAAGACGAUUCAGCUGGUAGAAACGGCUAUCGAACACUAAUUGAUACUUUUGCUAACGUGAAAGCGGUAGAGCUUAAAUUAGCCAAUAAAAUAUUUUUGGAAAAAGGUAUCGAACUGAAACCUGAUUUCAAAGAUAUUACUGAAAAAGAUUUUCAAUCAACUGCAGAGACUGUGGAUUUCAGUAAAGGGGCUGAAGCUGCAGCAACUAUCAACAAUUGGUCUGCUGAAAAAACUAACAAUUGUAUCAAACACGUCGUUAAUCCAGACGAUGUUCAAGAUGCAAGUCUGGUUUUGGUUAACGCAUUGUACUUUAAAGGAGAUUGGGUUUCACCUUUUAAAUCUCAUAUGUCUCAAUCUAAGCCUUUCAAUGUCGAUGAAAAAACGACAAAAGAUGUCGACACGAUGUACCAACAAAAACGCUUCAAUUAUGGAACUCUUCCUGAACUUGACGCUAUUUAUGUGGAGCUUCCUUACAUUUCAAGUACAGAGAGCGAUUCAACUACUAUGUUUAUCAUUCUUCCCAAUACGGUAGGUGGCCUGCAGAAAGCUGAAGAAUCAAUUCCCAAACUGAACAUCAAAGAGCUUUUCGAAAACCAACAUACAACGUUACUGAAUCUGUGGUUGCCUAAAUUCAAAAUAGAAAGUACCAUCAAUGUUAAUGAUGUCCUUGAGAAAUUGGGAAUGACUGACAUGUUUACAAAUAAUGCUGAUUUUACGGGAAUUACCGAAAACCCGCGACUGAAGGUCAGCAAAGUAAUCCAAAAAGCAUUUAUCGAAGUUAACGAGAAGGGAAGUGAAGCCGCGGCUGUUACUGAAACGAAAUGGCUGAUAGGAUCAGUUUUAAUAUUGACAGUGUUAAACUGCGAAAACUCGUUGGCAUCGACGGAAAAUGAAGAAAAUUUAAGAGCAGUUUCCGGUGGGAUGAACCAAUUUUCGGGAGAUUUUUACAAAACGUCAUCGGAAAGCACAAAAGAUAAUCUUAUCUGCUCACCGCUAAGUGCUGGCAUUGUAUUGUCUAUGGCAGCGUACGGCGCUCGUGGAAACACGGAAAAACAAAUGCGAACGAGUUUACGUAUGCCUGAGAACGACGCUGUUGGUAAAAGCGGUUUUCAGUCGCUUAUUGAUACCCUCAAUAGUGUAAAAAAAGUUCAGCUAAAACUAGCGCAAAAAAUUUUCACAACUACCGGCUUCGAAAUGAAACCUGAUUUCAAAGGCAUAACCGAAAACAACUUCCGAUCAACUGCACAAAGUUUAGAUUUUACUAAAGCUGUCGAGUCCUCACAAACGAUAAAUAAAUGGUGCGAAGAACAAACAAAUACCAGAAUUAAAGAGAUCAUCCAACCAGAUGACUUGAAUGGAGCUGCUAUGAUUUUGCUAAACGCAGUUUAUUUCAAAGGUAACUGGCUGUCAAAGUUUAAAGGCGAGCAAACUUUACGUAAGCCGUUCCAUGUCGAUGAAAAAUCCACCCAGGACGUUGACAUGAUGCAUCAAAGACACUCGUUCAACUAUGGAGAACUGCCUGAACUUGAUGCGAUUUUUGUAGAACUUCCAUACGAGAAAGAAGAUGAAAAUGAUGCGAUCAGUAUGUUUAUAAUUCUGCCAAACGAUGUUAAUGGUCUUUCAAAAUCUGAAAAAUCUUUGCACACCGUUAACUUCAAAAGCAUCCAUGACAAUCAAAGAAUGACUGAUAUGCACUUGUAUAUGCCUAAAUUCAAAAUUGAGAGCACGCUUCAGCUCCAGUCGAUUUUGGAGAAGAUGGGAAUGACUGAUAUAUUUUCAGACAGCGCUGAUUUCACGGGUAUAACAGAUUCUCCGCCCUUAAAAGUGAGCAAAGUAAUUCAAAAGGCAUUCAUUGAAGUAAAUGAAGAAGGAAGCGAAGCUGCGGCAGUUACAGCUAUUGUUGCAGUUCCCAUGUCUGCCUGGAUAGAGUACCCAGAACCGAUUGCUGUUGAAAUUAAUCGACCUUUUAUAUACGCUAUUCAUCACAGUGAUACUAAUACUGUUUUGUUCCAAGCUCUGGGAAUCCUUCAACAAAAACAGCGAACGCAUCCCGAAAAAAUGGCCGAAGAUCGCCAGGAAGUCAAAAACAUGCACGCGGUUUUGUGCGGAAUAAGAAAAUUUUCAACCGAUUUUCACAAGACGAUAUCAGGUUAUGACCAAGAUAAUAUAAUUUAUUCGCCUCUAAGUAUCGGAAUCAUGUUAUCUAUGGCAGCUUAUGGGGCAAACGAGACAACAGAACAACAGCUGAUAUCUGGUCUACAUCUGCCUGAAGAUAAAGAAGCUAACAAAAAUGGAUUUGAGAAGCUUGUUGAUACUUUCAGCAAAAUGGAAAAAGUAAGACUUGUCUUGGGUCAAAAAGUUUUCGUCUCAGAAAGUUAUGAAGUUAGACACGACUUCAAGCAAACUACCAAGAACGUCUUUGGGUCAUCGACUAGACACGUGAAUUUUAAGCACUCAUCGGAGGUGGUUAAAGCGAUCAAUAAGUGGUGUGGAAAAAAAACCAACGAUGCUAUCACUCGGAUAAUCGAUUCUCAUGACAUAAAUGACGCAAUAAUGAUUUUGGCAAGUGUCGCUUAUUUUAGUGGUCCAUGGUUACUAAAAUUCGAUUCUGAAAACACCCGACCUAGGCUGUUUAAUAUUGAUGAAAAAACCACAAAGCAUGUCGACACUAUGUACCAGCUUAAUUCCUUCAAUUAUGGACCUUUGCCAGAUUUGGAUGCCAUAUAUAUUGAACUUCCUUAUGAGAAACAUCACAGAGAAGACGCGACAAGCAUGUUUGUAAUUUUACCAAAUCAAAUCGGAGGUCUCAGCAAAGUUGAAGAUAAUCUAGAUCAGAUAAACUUUGCAUCGCUGGUAGACCAUCACUUAAAGACUGAAAUAUACUUGCACAUGCCAAAGUUCAAAGUUGAAAGUAACCUGAACCUUGAACCGUUUCUUGAAAAAAUGGAAAUGAGUAAUAUGUUUCGUGAUGACGCUAAUUUCUCGGGCAUUUCCGAGCGUCAACCACUUAAGAUCAGUAAAAUAAUCCAAAAGGCUUUGAUAGAAGUUCAUGAACAUGGUACUGAGGCGGCAACUACUACUGAUAAUAAUGUGCUUUUUGAGUCAUCAAGGAGUUGGCACACGAUACCGAUCACUGUUGAUGUAAAUCGUCCUUUUGUUUUUGUUAUUUAUCACAACGCUACAAAUAGUAUUUUACUUCAAGGACACAAAACGGCUAAAUUACAUAAGAAUAACCUGAUAAGUUCACCCUUGAGUACAGGCAUUGCAUUAUCAAUGGCAGCUUAUGGCGCCCGGGGUGCCACGGAAUAUGAAAUGAAGUCUAAUUUACAUUUGCCAGUAGACGAUAAGCUUGGGCAAAAGGGUUUCCUGUCACUUAUCACGACAUUGCAUAAAAUGAAAAAGGUCAAUCUCAAGUUAGCGCAAGGGUUGUUUAUCGACUAUCACUUCAAAGUCCAUCGAGAAUUUAGUAAUAUGGCCAAAAACGUAUUUAAGUCGCCUAUAAGAAGACUUUACUUCGAAGAUCCCGAGUAUUCAGCUGAAUAUAUCAAUAACUGGUGCAAAAGAUUCACCAAAAACCUGAUCAAAGAUAUCGUUCAACCUGAAGACAUCAAAAAAGGCUUUUCGGUCCUCGUAAAUGCAGCCUAUUUCAAAGGAUCUUGGAAGUCGCCGUUUAAAACUGAACACACCAGUUUGGAACAAUUUUUCACUAAUUCAAAAACUUACACGUACGUCCCAAUGAUGUACCAACAAAGUAGGUUUAAUUAUGGACUUCUCCCUGAAGGAAAGGCUAUUUACGUCGAACUUCCUUAUGAUGUAUGA